Molecule: messenger RNA, 2155 nt
Organism: Venturia canescens
Lineage: Eukaryota; Metazoa; Arthropoda; Insecta; Hymenoptera; Ichneumonidae
Exons: 8
Coding region: 114-1436 (440 amino acids)
Molecular function (GO): sequence-specific DNA binding
Source: RefSeq, a predicted model, not a curated record
AAAUAUUGAAUUUAGAUGAAAUAUUGGUAAAUUUAAAUAACGAAUAACAGGCCCCAAAAUUAAAUGAAAAUAUACUGAUUAAUGGUGGAAUUCGAUUUAUCAUAUCGGAUGAAAUGAAGAAAUACAUGAAACACCGAGACACCGAUAUGUCGACUAGUUAUUCAAAAUGUGUUGUACCACACUGUGGGCAUGUUAAACGUAAACAAGGAAACUGUAUAUAUGCAAAGUUUCCACCAGAUGUCGAGCGGUGCCGGUUAUGGCUUAGGAUAGCGGGUGUUGAGGACUUGGUUUACCUUCCAGAGGACAAAUUGAAUAACAUUAGACACAUUUGUGGUUGUCAUUUCACGAAUGAUCAAUUUAUAAAUUCAUCUCGUAAACGAUUGAAGCGUACAGCGAUUCCAACUUUGGUCGACUCUAGAGUAGUACCAUUAUCCGAUGCUCUAUUACAACAAUAUCCGUUGCAGCAUGACAGCAGCAAAAAUGAUGCCUCCAUCGACGGUAUUGGCGCUGUUGCAAAUCAGCAAAAAACACAAGUCAAUAUUGAUACCAUUGCUACAGAUACAACUACAGACGAAACAAGAGUUAAUACUGAAGCGAUACCUCUAUGCAAAGAAAAUUCAUUGGAGGAUAGAGGCAAGGACAACGAACACUCAUACUCAAAGCAAUGUGCACCACCAGAUACAUCACACGUUGAAACUGAUCUGAUGGAAAACAAUGCUUCGUUUUUGCUCGAAACUGACUGCAGUCCGAUGGAUGAGCCUCCUGCUGUAAAAGACGUGUUCUUGGUUCGAUACAACAAAUCUUCUACCACACGGGAAAUAAAUAUGGACGGUGUUAUUGUUGAAAAGGCACGAGUAAUUAUCGCUCAGGAAAAUACAUCAAGUAUGGAGAUACGCCCAGCUACCGAUUCAAAAACACAAGGUCGAGAAUUAUCGGCUAACGGAGAGUCAAAGAAAUUCUCGGUGACUGAACUACCGAAACCUUGGGGCUUCACUGAAAUGAAUGUGGCGAAUGGGCCUCGCCUGUUGUUCACAUAUACCGUGAUCAGAGUAAAAAACGGUAUUAAUUCGCCGGUUACUCAAAAAAGCGUAACCCUCGAUAACGAAGGAAACCUCCGUUAUUUUGUGUAUGGCAAUGCGAUCGACAGGAGCAAAAAUAACCUUCCGCUGAUUUGCAAAAACACUACGUUAAUACCUCAGGUUUUGGAGAGGUUUUUGCAAGAGUGUAUUUGCGUUGGGAUAGGAGCCAUCGAUUCUCGUUGCGUUCCGUAUGAGAAAAUGUACAAAGAUUACGUCGAUACGUGGCGCUCAAACGACUGUCCACUUUUGUCGAUAAAAAAACGAUGUGAUUCUUGUGAUAGACUUAGAAAUACUGCAUUGCGAGAAGAAAAGGUCUUUAAAGGGUUGGAAAUGGCAAGAAGUGGAAAUAAAAGAUAACAAAACUCUGGUAGAGUUAUUGACGAAGCUUUUAAAAAAUACAAAAGCUGAAGUUUCUGUGACGCGACAUAAAGAACAGAGAAAAACAGAGAACAUUUAACGACCGAAGGUUUUGGUAUGAGUAUUCAGAGAACACAUACCAAAACGCAUAGAAAAAUGGUUUCCGAAGCGAUCAAUGCCUCUGGAAAGAAGACGCUACAGUUCGCAAGAAAAAAUACAAUACUUCUGAGGAUCAACAAAAACGAGCCUUCUGUUUUCAUGACUAUAACCAAUUGAGGAUUUACACCAAAAUUUUGUGAUAUUCAGGUAUGCCAGUAGUUUAUCGAUAUUUUAUUAUUUAUUAUAUGAAACCUCCAAACAAAAAAUUUCUUCAUUUCAUUCUGAAACGAACCAUUCUUAGAUAUAUGAGAGAACGACAUUUGGAUGAUUCGAAAUGUACCAAGAAGAAACGCUAAAAAUCUGAUGAAUUUCAAAGAACAGAAUUCGUAACGCAGUUGAAAGCACACGAUAAAUUUUAAUCCUUACAAAAUAAGGUUCAUUGAUGACGAGAAAAAAUCCCAUUGGGCAUGUUUAAAUUUUUUCAUUUCUCAAAAUAAACAUGGUUAUAACGAUUCGAUUUUUUCUUGAUAUUUUUAUAAUGUGUUAAAAAUCCAAUUAUAUAUAGGCAAAGUGAUAUGUUUGUACAGUUUUAAUGGAAAAAAAACUUUUUGACAAUAGAA